Emiliania huxleyi CCMP1516 is the source of this 306-nucleotide messenger RNA. RefSeq lists its product as hypothetical. The transcript is spliced from 2 exons. NCBI's taxonomy places the organism in Eukaryota, Haptophyta, Isochrysidales, Noelaerhabdaceae. Gene Ontology annotation, cellular component: nucleus. The annotation marks the transcript as partial. The record is from RefSeq and is a predicted model, not a curated record. Gene Ontology annotation, molecular function: RNA polymerase II cis-regulatory region sequence-specific DNA binding; DNA-binding transcription factor activity, RNA polymerase II-specific. Gene Ontology annotation, biological process: regulation of DNA-templated transcription.
CAGGUCAAACGCGCGUGGGCAGAGGACGAGGACCGCCUGCUGAUGGAAGUGGUGGGCAGGCUGGGGGCGCAGCGCUGGUCGCUGAUUGCCUCCCAGAUGGACGGCCGGGUCGGCAAGCAGUGCCGCGAGCGUUGGUUCAACCACCUGUGCCCAGAGGUGAAGAAGGGGGAAUGGACCGCAGAGGAGGACCAGAUCAUUGAGCAGGGGGUGGCCGAGAUCGGUACCAAGUGGUCGGAGAUUGUAAAGCGGCUGCCAGGCAGGACCGACAAUGCCAUCAAAAACCGCUACAACUCCAACCGCCGCCGG